AUUCCCAGUUGUCACGUGACUUGACGACGGUCGUUCAAGAUGGCGUCAACGACUACAUUUUUAACCAGCUAGCCAGCUUUAGCAAGAUUAUGCGAACUGUCUGUACCGAAAUAGCGACGUAUCCCUCGUGUGAUCCUUAGUACAGGUCAACAGUAACACCUUUGUGUCUGAUACCUUCCCACCCAUCUGUUACCAAACACAGCUAACCAGCUAGCUAAUUAGCUGGCUAACUGGCUUGCUAUUUUGUAGCUAAACCAAGUAGCUGGCUGGCUAGGUAGGCAGCUGGGAGGUGUAGUUAGCUAUUUUAGCCAGUGUAGUUGGGAUGUACAUAAAGUUAAUGUUGAUUUGGAGAUUGAUAUGGCGCUAAGAGAGUUAAAAGUUUGCCUGCUUGGGGACACUGGAGUAGGAAAAUCGAGCAUUGUGUGGAGGUUUGUGGAAGACAGCUUUGACCCCAACAUCAAUCCAACAAUUGGGGCAUCGUUUAUGACAAAGACAGUGCAGUACCAGAAUGAACUGCACAAAUUCCUUAUCUGGGAUACAGCAGGCCAGGAAAGGUUUCGAGCCUUGGCGCCAAUGUACUACCGCGGCUCUGCAGCAGCCAUUAUUGUGUAUGACAUCACCAAAGAGGAUUCUUUCCAGACGUUGAAGAACUGGGUGAAGGAGCUUCGUCAGCACGGGCCUCCUAACAUCGUGGUGGCGAUCGCAGGGAACAAGUGUGACCUCAGCGAUGCCAGAGAAGUCUCGGAGAAGGAUGCCAAGGACUACGCCGAUUCUAUCCAUGCGAUCUUCGUGGAAACCAGCGCCAAGAACGCAAUUAACAUCAACGAGGUCUUCAUAGAGAUAAGCCAGAGGAUCCCCGUGUCGGAACCAGGAGGCGGGGCGGGGGGCAAGAGCUUCAAACUCCGCCGACAGCCCUCCGAGAGCCGCCGCACCUGCUGCUGACGACCCCCCCCCCCCCC
Molecule: messenger RNA, 959 nt
Organism: Anguilla anguilla (European eel)
Lineage: Eukaryota; Metazoa; Chordata; Actinopteri; Anguilliformes; Anguillidae
Gene: rab22a
Product: RAB22A, member RAS oncogene family
Exons: 7
Coding region: 358-942 (194 amino acids)
Molecular function (GO): GTPase activity; GTP binding
Source: RefSeq, a predicted model, not a curated record